This is a messenger RNA of Sinocyclocheilus rhinocerous, 763 nucleotides long. Its product is annotated as acylphosphatase-2-like. Bases 249 to 476 code for a protein of 75 amino acids. The transcript has 4 exons. NCBI's taxonomy places the organism in Eukaryota, Metazoa, Chordata, Actinopteri, Cypriniformes, Cyprinidae. Gene Ontology annotation, molecular function: acylphosphatase activity. The record is from RefSeq and is a predicted model, not a curated record.
UGUCACUCCCGCUCCUCUGAAGGUGUCUGGAGUUUUUUGGACUUCAUAUUGUCUGUGCCUCACUGAGUGUUCCACUUCUGCUUGAUCCGGGACACGUGGAGCUGAAGUUUCAGGAACAUCUGGACAGUGUUUGCUUCAGAAUGGUGAGAAAUCUGUGGAUGAUAUAAAUUAAGUUUGUUUUUUACAGAGCUUUUUGCUUCCAUAACUUAGAAAGGAGGGUGGAACCUACUAACACUAGCAAAAAUACCAUGUAUACAGAGGCAGAAGCGCAGAAACUCGGUGUGACGGGCUGGGUAAAGAACACUAGACAGGGCACUGUGGUGGGACAGGUGCAGGGACAUCCUGAAAAAGUUAAAGAAAUGAAGUACUGGCUCAGUCAGGUGGGCAGUCCCAGCUCUGGAAUCCACCGCGCUCAGUUCACCAAUGAGAAACCAAUCUCUAAACUGGAGAUUCAUGGAUUUGGCACUCGUUACUGAAACCCAGCCAGACCAAAGAGCCAGGCAAACAACAAACACAAAUACUUGGUAGAUAGUUUACAAGAACACUUUAUAAGAAAAACAAAACCUUUACCCCAUAAUUAUAAUUUGUUGUUUAUAUUUAUUAGCAUAUGAUUGUAAAUAUGAAUAAUUUGUUUGAUGCUAUGCAACUUUCUGGAAGCAAAACGCAAAUUUAAGAGUUCAGUAUGAUUUUAUCUGAUUCAUCAAUUCAAACUCAAUAUGAAAGAUAAUAAAAUAUAAAAUAUUGUAGUGGAUUUUUAUCUUAG